This is a messenger RNA of Paramecium pentaurelia, 1165 nucleotides long. The record is from the annotation of a GenBank genome assembly. Lineage: Eukaryota; Ciliophora; Oligohymenophorea; Peniculida; Parameciidae.
AUGAAUAAUUACAAAGCAGUUCAAAUUUAAAUAAUUGAUUAAUAAUGUUAACAAUUACAAGACAGUAUAUCUGAUUUAGGAUGUUAUUACUCUUUAAUUAAAAAGGAUGCAAAAUUUAUAGAUGUUGCAUUAUUUGCAGAUUCAAAUAAUUGUGUAAAAAUAUCAUUAAGUGAUCCAGAAUCAUUAAUUAGCAUGAUCAUAAAAAAUUUAACAGAUAAGUCUGUAAAUAUAUCUAUUAAUAUUUUAGGUAUUAGGUAGAUUGAAAUUAUCUGUUAGGGAGAUAUUAGAAUACAAAUAAGAAUAUACAUAAUGGUAUGAAUUUUAAAGUGAAUGUUCAACAUAAAUAAAAGUGUAAUUGAGAUUUAUAUUGUUAUAAAAUGAUGUAGCAUCUCCAUCUCCAAUAAAAAGUUCUUUAAAUAAUUCUUAAUAAUAUUCAUUAUCAUCAAAUAGUUAUUAAGAAUAGAGUGGAAAUAGUUCAGAUAAAAAAUAAAUGAUUCAUCCUCAUUAUCUAACUGUAGGAUAAGAACAUGAUUAUCCUAUAAUAUCUUAAUUUCCUACAUCUCCAACAUUUAAAAGAAUGAUAGAUGUAGCUACUCAAGUAGAAUGUGAAAAUUAAGAUUUAUUUACAUUGAAAUUAGAUAAGGAAUAAUUAAUAGAAUAAUACUAAUAGAGUUAGAAUUAAUUAAUGAAAUUACAAUAAGAAUUUUUAUUAUAAAAUAGUUUAUAUAAGGAAUAUGAUUCAUAGAUUAAAUUAUAACUUGAAGAAAUCUAAAAAAUGAAGAUUUAAAUUCAAAAUUAUUAAAAAGAAAUAUUAUUAUUUAGAUAAAAUGAAUAAUAAUAAUAAUAAUAGAAAUCAUAACCUUUAGAUGAUGCAUUGAUUGAAUAAAUUAAAAAAUUAAAAAUAACAAUUAAAUAAUUAGAAGAAUAAAAUUAAAAGUAAAAAUUAGAAUUAGUUAAUUAAUUAGAAAUAUCAAAUAAUUAAAAAAAUUAAAUAAAUGGAAUAACUGAAAAAUUAGAUAGAAAUGAUAGUAUAUUAUAAUUAACAGAGGAAUAAAAUGUAUAAUAAUUUAUAUAUAUAGAAAUAUAUUUUAAGUCUUAAUUAAUAAUUAGUUUUAAGAGAAUAAGAAUAAAAUACAAUUAUUUAAGAAUAAUAAAAGAAUAUUGA